GUAGCACAAAAAAGGGGAAAAACAAAAAACCAAAUUUUGGUCCGUUGUGUUCACUUCAUCCGAUUCUUGUGGGACGAAAAACUAGAGAAGCAGCUUAUGAAUUAUGAUCGAGGUCUAGAGCUGAAGCGCCGAACCCCACCGCCGUUCAAUCCAGCACUAUCCGCGACCACCAUUAGAGUUCAGGCCAACACGUCCGCUCCAGUUCUGGUUAAAAUUUCUACUGAAAUUGAAUCCUAGCUACAAGUUCAAAGAAGAAAAUUUCUGGGCUUGGUCCCUACUACGGCGGAGGGUGUACAAUGCUGGCAACUUCUCCCAAUUACCCAGUGUGUUACUUCGUUGACAGCAGAAUCAGUGGUGUCAAUAAGAAUUGUCAGAAGGAAAUAAAAUUAUUAUGCUCAAGUCCACUUUCCCGUAAACUUUUUUUUGCUCAAGGAACACAGAUUCAUAAGGUUCUUAGGCCUUCCCAGCUGAAAAGAUGUUAUGUGGUUCCUAACGCCAAUGAUGGAUAUCCUUGUGUCUCUGCAUCUAUAGAAGAUACAGCUGCAAGCCAUGAAUUGAAUUAUGAAGCAGAAACACUAUUUAGUAAAUGGUCACCUCCCAAGUACUUAUGGAGGGGUUUAUCUGUACUAAUCCUAGCAGGGCAGGUGAUCACAAGGAUUGUGAAGGGAAACGUCCACUGGAGAAACACUCUCCAGCAACUAGAGAGGGUUGGCCCUAAAUCUGUUGGUGUUUGUCUAUUGACUUCAGCUUUUGUUGGCAUGGCCUUUACCAUUCAAUUUGUUAGGGAAUUCACAAGAUUGGGGUUAAACAGAUCUGUUGGUGGUGUCUUGGCCUUGGCCUUUUCAAGAGAACUAAGUCCUGUUGUUACAUCAAUCGUAGUUGCUGGGCGUAUUGGCAGUGCAUUUGCUGCAGAACUGGGCACCAUGCAGGUUUCUGAACAAACUGACACAUUGAGAGUUCUUGGAGCAAACCCCGUUGAUUAUCUGGUGACCCCUCGGGUAAUUGCCUCUUGUAUGGCCUUACCAAUUUUGACCCUCAUGUGUUUCACAGUCGGAAUGGCAUCCAGUGCUAUUCUAUCAGAUAGUGUGUACGGGAUCAGCAUCAACAUAAUACUGGAUUCAGCCCAGAGAGCUCUUAGAUCAUGGGAUAUCAUCAGCGCAAUGAUCAAGUCCGGGGUUUUUGGUGCAAUCAUAUCCACAGUGAGCUGUGCUUGGGGAGUAACAACCCUUGGAGGUGCCAAGGGCGUUGGAGAAUCAACUACUUCAGCUGUGGUCAUAUCUCUCGUCGGUAUCUUCAUUGCUGACUUUGCACUCUCUUAUUGCUUCUUCCAGGGAGCCGGGAAUUCAUUGAAGAACUGUGUAUGAUUUUCUCACCUCCUUUCUUUUCUGAUACAUUUUUCAAAUCACUUCUCUGAAAGAAACUGACAAUACGUCGAAUGAGAAUGCAUCUUUAUUAGCUGAAAAUCAUGUAGUAUGACAGUUCAUUCCCAGCACCAAAAGUCUAGGAUACUUAAUUCCAGUCACCAGUACCACGUUUUAACUAUGUUGCUUUCAUGAAGAGCUAUUUUCCUUGUUUUUUACACCCACAUAACAUACUUUUGAAGUAGCUGGUGCCAUUGUAGAAAAGUUGUCCAGUUCAAAACUUCAAAUUUUCUUCCUACUCUGAGAUAUAGAAAGCGGCAGGAGAAUGAGAAAAACCCGACUUUUGGGGUUCAUUGAACCUACCAGUUUUGAGGUUAUCUUGUUCUUAUCUUCAUUUGAUGAAUAUAGAUAUUUUAAGGAA
This is a messenger RNA of Ipomoea triloba (trilobed morning glory), 1782 nucleotides long. RefSeq names its product protein TRIGALACTOSYLDIACYLGLYCEROL 1, chloroplastic. Gene Ontology annotation, cellular component: ATP-binding cassette (ABC) transporter complex. NCBI's taxonomy places the organism in Eukaryota, Viridiplantae, Streptophyta, Magnoliopsida, Solanales, Convolvulaceae. The record is from RefSeq and is a predicted model, not a curated record. Gene Ontology annotation, biological process: phospholipid transport. The coding region runs from base 297 to 1364 and encodes 355 amino acids. The transcript has 3 exons.